GUGGGUGUGUCUCGCUGCUUCCGCUUCCGCGGUCUCGCGCGAGGCGGUUCCGGUGUGAGGCGAAGCGCGGGAGCAGGCACCAUGACCUCGGCCUUGGAAAACUACAUCAACCGUACUGUUGCAGUAAUUACUUCUGAUGGAAGAAUGAUUGUGGGAACUCUCAAAGGUUUUGAUCAGACCAUUAACUUAAUUUUGGAUGAAAGCCAUGAACGAGUGUUCAGCUCUUCACAAGGAGUUGAGCAAGUAGUGCUGGGAUUAUACAUUGUAAGAGGUGAUAAUGUUGCUGUCAUUGGUGAAAUUGAUGAAGAGACGGAUUCAGCUCUUGACUUGGGGAAUAUUCGAGCAGAACCUUUAAACUCAGUUGUGCAUUGAAAAGAUGAAAAUGCACAGGGACUCUGUAAAUCUUUGGUUGUACAGACCUAUUUAAUAACGUUAAUGAUUUUUACAAAUUGUUUUUCAUUUGUUUAGUCACAAGUUUUUUAUUAUGAAUAUGAUGUAGUUUUGCAUGUAAAUUAAAGUUUCUAUGUUUUACUAAAGAUGCUUUUGUUGAAUUUCCUUUAGGGUUUCGUGCUGCAUAAUUUCUCUGUAAAAUGUAUACUGAGGAAUGCAAACAAUAUCAGUGAUUGUCCUGAUACUGUGUGUAUACCUUAUUCUUAAAAUAAGAUCUCAUUCCUAUAGGUAAACCAAGGCUUUUUGUGUUAACUCAGGUUUGUUUGGAGGUAGAUUUUAUAACAGUCAAUUUAACCAUCUCUAAAUGUAGUUUGGGCUCUAAGUAGAAAACUGGGGUAUGUGAAUUUUUUUUUUUUUUUUGGUAUGUGUGUGUAGUAUAGAAAGCAAGAACGUUAAAAGCUUUCACGGUCAAAUUAAUGACUUAUGCAUGUCAUAGAGAUCUUGGUGACUAGAAAACAAUGUUUGAUAAACAACUAAGACAGUUAGAGGUGCAGGAGUUCUUACUGCCUUAAUGCCUAUAGACAAAUUAAAUUGGAGAAAGAAAGAGCUUUGAGCCUAAAACCUAAACCAAAUAUACACUUCUGUUUGAAGUAGGGUAAAUUCCAGACCAACUCAUUCCCUAUCUUUUCCUCUCAGCAGCUGUCACACUGCUGAAAAUAUGAGUGAGAUCUAUAGAAAGAGGAUUGUGUUUUUGCUAAUGUGUAACCAUAGUCUUACUGGAGUGUAACUGAGAAGGCAUGAGAGUACUUUAGAUAGAGAAAUUAUUUCUUUUGAAUGAAAUUUGCGUUAAUACUGAUUAUAAGGAUCACACUUAUAGUAGACCUCUCAUACAUCAGCCAUAGCCAAGUUAAGUGCGACAAGGUCUGUGCAGUAUAGUGUGUUUUAAGCCACAUCCUAUUCAAUCGCCAGCAGAAAUACUGGUAUGGUGCUAGUGGGCGGAACUCGGGACUGCUGGAGUAAGCCUUUUUAUGUGUCCUCUAGUGUACCAACAGGUCAAAUUUUUUUUUUUUUCCCUCAUAUAUAAAUAUGCUGUUGGGAGGGAAGAGAAAAAAGUUAUUUUAAUGGGCUUUUUUUUCUUUUUUUUAGUAUUGAUUUUAGCUUAAAAUGGCUUAGCAUAAAAAAAACGCAGAGGCAAAGAGUAGAAUCAGGAUGGGCUGAUUUUUAAAUGUGCUCCUUAGCCUUGGAUGUGUUAGGAGAGUUAGAGUUGAAAUAUGUAGAUUGAAUACUUGUAGAAGCACUGGGAUGACUAAGGACUGAGGAAUUAUGUCUGAAGCUGAGUUCAUAGAAUCAUAGAACAGUUAGGGUUGGAAGGGACCUUAAAGAUCAUGUAGUUCCAAGCCCCCUGCCAUGGGCAGGGACAUCCCACUAAAACGUAUGGAGUUCUAGAAUGGUAAUGCAUACGGAGAGACAUUUGCAGUGCAACUCCUUGGUCCUCUAUUUGAAGACUUAAAAUAUGAUGAUGAGCUGAUGGUGAUAGUUGGAACUAUUUUCUCUAUGCCUGAAGUGAUGAUUUCAGAUGCAAAGCUGUGGAUUUAAGGUGGUGAAGCUGAUCAGUAAAAUCCAGGGACUGACCAGAUGAGAAUUCUGAAUAGUUCAGGAAUUGCUUAAGCAGGAAAAGCAUAAUCUGGAAAAUAAUAAUUUCACACAGGUGUUUAAAAUGCAGAUUGUGAACUUUGUCUUCUUCCCUUCAGGUCAGUGACCUUGGCUUCUUUCAUGCGCUUUUUGUGGACCUGUGAAAUUAUGUGUGGAGGGGUGGAGGGAGUUACAGCUUAAAGAAGUAAUGAUGUGUCUCUACUCAUGGCCCAGCCUAAACUUAGAACAUUUAAAGCAUCAAGAAAGAUAAGUUUAAACACCCUUUCAGGAAAGGAUCCUAACGAAAACUGGCUGUUCAAAGCCCUAAUAGGUUGAUAACGCAAUGUGUUGUCAGACUGAUGUAGGUAAAGGAUGGCCAAGUCACAGGUCUGACUGAGAUUGUGAGCAGUAACUCAGCACUGCCAAGAUGCAGCGUGCUCAGAGGCAAAGUUCUGUCUAAAGCCUUAAGACUGGCAGCUGUGGACUUUGCUUACCUUUAUGCUUAGACAUCAUCAAUGUGAAGCUUUUCUGUGUUGUGAUUUUUGGCUUACACCCAAAUUUUGGUCUGGAUUUAAGCAAAGCCUCUUCUGGAUAUACCAGUGAAGAAAUCAAAGCCAGGAGAUCUAGUCAGGUUUCUUGAAAUUGAAUCUAGGGUCUGAUAUGCUUUUAAAAGUUAUAAAAUGAAAUUAUAGCCCUAUGAACUUAUAAGGAGCUCUAAUCUGUAGUGGAUAAUGGUGGAGAGAAAGCACUCAGGAAAAUAGUAUUCGAUGCAGGAAGUUGAAUUGUAACCAGUCUGAAACAAUACUUUUGUUGAAUCAAGGCUGUAAUGCAGUCCAGUGGAAAAAUAGGUCACUGAUGAAAUGUAAUAAUUUUUAUAUCAUUAAUUUACUUUCAUAAAAUUAAUUAAAGUAGGAAAAGCAAGUGGGAUUGAAACAAAAAAGUGGACAUAGAGUGGUGGCCUUCUGUUAGUCAUUCUAAAAAGCAAGCUAGAGAAUGUUAGUCCCCGGAGGAGGAGGAAGAGUCUAGGGUGGAAUCUCGGUAAGUGGAGGCCGUGUAUGUAUCUUGACUCUUGGUGAACUCACACUGCAGCCAGUGUAGUAAAAGUGUUGAAAGUAGUAAAGAGGUUAAACAUAGAGGAAAUGCAGUAGAGCUGAGUUUUUGGGAAGAACAGUUAUGUCCUCAGGUGCCAAAGAGGUAUGAAAGAGGACUGGAAAGGAAAAGGAAAAAGAGCACCAAAGAUCAUUCUUGUGUGGUGGGCAGGGGUCUACCAGUCAGUGUGUGACAGCUGGCUGGGGCAAAGGUUCUCCUUGCCGUUUCCUACUGAUUAAGGAGAUGUAGCAAAGCAAGUGUCUUGUAGGAGAUGAGGAGUAGUAUUGCCUGCAAAAAGCCUUUGCUUUAUUCUUGCUGGGGGGGAAAGUACUCUCAAAAAAAAAAAAAAAAAAAGAAUAAGUCUGUUUUCAAACUUGAAGGCACUCCCAGCACGUUCUGACUGCUGUGGCUCUAUGACUGUCAGCUGAUUUCUAGGGUAGAUGAAGAGCUCUGCUGAGACAAGAUUGUAGUCCAUCGUGUUCUUGGGAAAUGGUAUUUCCUGCAGAAAGCCUAGAUUAAAGAUCCAAUAAAUAACAGGUGAUGUUCAGAAACAUUCAAUGAGUCCUUGCAGAAUAAUAAACCAAUUUCACAAAAAUGAGCAGGGCAGAGAAGGGUGAUGCUAAGGACAACAGGAAGUAAAGCUGAAUUGGAGGUAAUUGUCAUAUUUCAUUAGGCUUCCUUCAUUGCCCUAGGUUGGGCACUUCCUCCUUUUGUUUGUUUAGUAAGGGUCUUGGAGUGAAAGGACAAGUCUUGACUAGUACUGGAAAAGGAUGCCUCCAGUGAAUUGAUUGACCUAGCUUAUAAAGAGAUUAAAGUUAUUUGAUGUGCAUGAAGCAACGCAGAAGUCACCUUCUGUGGUCCAAGGGCAACUUCCCUAAUUGUAAUUCAUGUGAAGAGCCUCCAUGUCCACCUCAUAUAUUUGCGAUCUGAGUUCUUAAAAUAUUACAUGGUGUACAGGCAGGUUACUGGGUUGAAAGAACAUAGAUUGUGUUUUGAGGACUUAUUCUGACAGUGGAGAAUUUCUGUACAACUCAACCUAUUAACUAUAGCCUGUUAUCCUUAGUCACUUGAGUUAGUGUUUAUUCUUCAAGGAGUUGUAUAAGUAAAGCAGCUGGGAGAUAUAUCAAACACACUGUGCUAGAUCUGAAGAUAAAUAACGAGUGGCUUGUAUGAUAGAUUUGUCACAUGGCCAUCACCUUGCUACUUUGAUAGUGAAUGUACCAGAUCUGUAUGCUUGAGUGGGUGCUUUGUGCCUGUGGUAACAUAAUUCCACCUCGUGGUCCCUGCUGCACGAAGCUGCACUCGGCUAAGAAUUUUAUUCUGCAUAUUCAUACAGAAAUGAUCCUAAAUACCAGAGUUGUGUUCUCCUUACAUCAGUAAGGAAGGGUUUAAUUUAUUCCACUGUUAGUGUGACAAAUACCAAGCCAUGAGCUGUUUAUCCUUUAGGAAUUAGAUGACAAUGACCAUGAAGGCACUUGGAAACUAUGAAUGUGAGUCAUGCCGGAGAGGUCAACAUGGUUUGUUCUAGGUAGUUACAUUUGGUCUAUGGUACAUUUUGGCACAUAUGUAUGCAAGUUACUAGUUUUUACUAAUUGUGUUUUUAUUUCUCCUUCCCAGUUGUGGAAAUCCUGAAAAUAAGUCUGGAUUUUAUUUUUAAGUGGAAGAGAUUUCUUGAGUAACAGUAAAGUUGCAGAAAAGCUGUGUCAUAUCAAUUAGUCUUAGUUUCCCUGUUGCUUAAAUAAUAAAGUAUACUUUAUGUAUCACAUAUUCACAGACAAAAAUCCACAAAACUCAGAUGUGCCAUAAGGUGAUACCUGCCUAGACUAAGCCUUAAGGUGAGGGAGGGAAAACUUGUACCAGGCUUAGGUUAACAUAUGACUGGAGAGUAAAGAGCCAGGCAUUUAUCCUGGAAAUCUUGUUGCAGUGUGCUCUAUUUUGUCUUAGGGUCCUUUUCAGUGGCCUUUUCUUGUACCAUUAACAACAUUUUCCCUGAAGAAUUGUUCAGAAUAUUCCCCGAAGAAUAAAAGCUCCACUGACGAAGGUGGAAGUCAAUGCUGAAUACGCAAUAGCAUUCAGACUUUCACCAGGAACUAUGCUAGCACUAAAAGCCUGACCUUAUCUAGGCAGUAAUAUUUUCCUUCCUGGAGCUUUGCGGGAUGUUCCAGAAACUCUGGAAAUUGGGUCGAACAGUGUGGUGCUGUCAUUCAGCCUUACAUCAGUACCAGCACCACCCAAGGCCAAGAAAUCUUGCUGAAUGCUGAACUUGCCUGCUACUUGCACUUCUAUCUAAAAGGUGUUCAGGACUGGAGGGAGCACAGUGGCUUGUGUACGUACUGUUUUGUCCACUAAAACAUCUUUAAUAGUUGUGUUGCCAUCUUCUUCUUGGUUUGUGCUCUAGAUUUAUCUUCUCUUUAAUUUGGUGUCUGUUUUUCCAGCAGUGAUUACAGUGCUCUCCAUAGAAAUGGAAGUGGAAAUUAAACAGGUGGAGCAAUUGUAGAAGCUGGAUUUGAAUCCAUAGCAAAUAGAAGCAAGCCAGGUAGAAACUUGUGGAACGUGGACAAAGUUGGGUUUUACAGCAGUGCUUAUAGUGAAGUUCUCUAACACAUACAAUUAUUGUGCAUUACAAGAAAUACUGAGAGAAUGUUUUCUGACAAUUUCUACUCAGAAAUAUUUUAAGACACGAGAAUUUUAUAUGGAAGAUACUCAUACUAAAAUGUUAUUCUUAAAUUACGGUCCUUGCUUUGGAUUUUUGUGGAAAUCUUUGGGAAUUCUCACUUGUAUAAUUUCAAACUUCAGUUCUGCUUAUGAUGCAGAUGGAAGCCUGUAUGCAGAUGAAUGCUAUGAUGUUUCUGCAAACUGGCCAGAGUUGCUGGUGGUGGGUGGCAAGGAUCUGCAGUGUUUGCAUUGAUGGAACAUGCAGGUGACCUAGUGUUCUCAGAUACAGGGGACAGAUUGCCAAAAUUGUGUUCAAAGCAACAGGCAUGCAGAAGACCAGGAAAAACGCGCAGCAAUAAAAACUCUGGUUAUUUGCAACCAUUUCAAACUCAGUUUAUAGCAUUUCAAAUCAAUAAAAACCUGUUCUUGCCAACUGCUACUUAAAUACCACUUAAUCUCAUGUACACAGGCUGGAUUUAUGGGAGUUCUGUUUCGCAGUGAGUUGAAGCACUGAACAGAAGCCAAGGCAGGAAGUGAUUAUGGCUAAGGAGCUGAUGCUGAUUGAAAAUGUGUGAUGCUGGGGAGGAAAUGGCAUACAAUAGAACCUCAGCUAGCUUGGAAACAGAUUUCAAAAACAGAGCACAUUAAGAUGUAAACAGUCAAUAGGACUGAGUCCCACCUUACUCCUAACAAUCAGAUCAUUAGCAGUAGGAACGUGCAGGAUAAUUUCCAUGAUUAAACUGCAGGUGCAAAAUGCGUGAAAGUGCAUGCUCAUCAAUGCCAAACGGAAGGAGCCAUUUUGCUUUUUGGCAUGUUUCUUUUACGGCUUGUCCUAACUUAUCCUGGAUACAAGCAUCAGGCAUAAAUGCAGCCUAAAUCUAGGAAGUGCAAACUCAAGGUCUUCGAAAAGGCAGGCUUAAGAUUCUUUUGUGUAACUGUGAUGGCAUAGAAUGGCUCUCUGGAAUUGCACUUCUGAUUUUCGAAAGUGCUUGCCUGAAAAGUUGUCAGCUCACAUUCAACUGAAAUUGUCAGGAUCUGAGUGGAAACAGUCUCUAAUGAGAACAGGAACAGAAUUCAUAUAUUUGGUUGCAUUCCCUAUUGUUAUACUUUAAGUGAUGAUUGUAACAUGAGUUAAGGAGACAGCUUCCUGUUUUAUCUAGAGACUCCUUUAACAUCUUCCAUAGUUUAUAACAUCCAUC
This is a messenger RNA of Cuculus canorus (common cuckoo), 6965 nucleotides long. It is a transcript of the gene LSM8, whose product is annotated as LSM8 homolog, U6 small nuclear RNA associated. The transcript has 4 exons. Bases 82 to 372 code for a protein of 96 amino acids. The record is from RefSeq and is a predicted model, not a curated record. Gene Ontology annotation, molecular function: RNA binding. Lineage: Eukaryota; Metazoa; Chordata; Aves; Cuculiformes; Cuculidae. Gene Ontology annotation, cellular component: precatalytic spliceosome; U6 snRNP; U4/U6 x U5 tri-snRNP complex. Gene Ontology annotation, biological process: mRNA splicing, via spliceosome.